Molecule: messenger RNA, 1035 nt
Organism: Durusdinium trenchii
Lineage: Eukaryota; Dinophyceae; Suessiales; Symbiodiniaceae
Source: the annotation of a GenBank genome assembly
AUGAAUGAAUGUGGCGGUGAAGCUUGCGAUGGGCCCUUGAUUUCCACCAUGCACUGCCGAAAGGAUUGCGAAGAUCCUGUGGACUGCAUUUUUGAUGCAUGGACAGCCUGGGACUCGAGCACCUGUGAAGGCGGCCGCGGUCAGAAGAUGCGCAGCCGUAAUGUGAAACAGGAGUCUACCAAUGGAGGUCUACCAUGUGUGGGGCCCACACAGGAAACAGGUCCUUGCGAUGAGCCAAUCGAGGACAUUGAUUGUGUCCUGGGCAGCUGGGAGAUGUGGACCCCUUGCAGCAGCACCUGCGGUGUGGGCACCCGAAGCAGGAUUCGCGGUGUGGUCACGCCCAAGUCAGGUUUUGGAAACCCUUGCGAUGGGCCUUUGAAGAUUGUGGACGACUGCAAGAUGCACGAGUGUGUUUCACAGGACUGCGGCUGGGGUGAGUGGACGGAAUGGCAAGAGGGCGACAAGGAAGGUAUGUGCCACCGCACCCGCAAGAUCUACACACAAGCCACUGGCAAUGGCCUCCCCUGCGUCGGCUCAAUGCAGGAUGUCAAAGCUUGCCAUGCUGUGAUUGAUUGCCAGAUCUCCGAAUGGAGCUCAUGGAGCAACUGUGAUCGCAGCUGUGGUGUUGGGCAGUCCAUGCGUGGGCGACACAUCACGGCCAAUCCAAUGAAUGGUGGCGAGGCCUGCCCGGAGGAAUUGGAGGAGAUCCGUGGCUGCAAUGAAUCACCUUGUGGAGGCCGCCAUUGCCAGGUGAGCGAAUGGAAGGAAUGGGGCGUGUGCUCCAACUCAUGUGGCAGGGGAUCGCAAAUCAGGAGCCGCUUCAUUCUGAACCAAGCCAAUGGCGGUAUGGGCUGUGACAACCUCUUGGCCGAAGCACGAGAGUGUGGUGAGAUCAUUGAUGACGGAGGAAUGGACUCCGGCUUUGGCUCGGACAACAAUGGAGGAAUGGAGACGACCGACUAUGGAUCAAGUGGAGGUAGGGGGAGUCGAGUAUGGCUCGAGCAAUGGAGGAAUGACAUCAUCCCAGACAUCUAG